Mytilus trossulus (common blue mussel) is the source of this 2910-nucleotide messenger RNA. Its product is annotated as DNA ligase 3-like. The transcript has 18 exons. The record is from RefSeq and is a predicted model, not a curated record. Gene Ontology annotation, biological process: double-strand break repair; DNA biosynthetic process; lagging strand elongation. Gene Ontology annotation, cellular component: DNA ligase III-XRCC1 complex; nucleus. The coding region runs from base 123 to 2621 and encodes 832 amino acids. Gene Ontology annotation, molecular function: ATP binding; zinc ion binding; DNA ligase (ATP) activity. NCBI's taxonomy places the organism in Eukaryota, Metazoa, Mollusca, Bivalvia, Mytilida, Mytilidae.
AAUUGAGAUAAUGCCCUCAUAGUCGUAUGUUAUAGGACUUCUCUGAGCCAACUUAGUUAUGAGUUACCAGUGGCAGUGGCAGAUCCAGAAAUGUUCAUAAGUCAUUUUUACAUGCAAACUAAAUGCUUAAAACCCUCCUGAGAACUUCUUGUAUAAAUGGAAGAGGUGUACCAAGGAAACAAAUUUCUGGAUGUAUUUUGAGCAGAAAUGUUAAUUUAAGCUGGUAUGCAGCAAACAAUCAACAUCAAAGAUUAUUAAGGCAGUUUAGCUUGCCUUUGGAAUCACAUAUUUCCCUUCAACAUGAUCAAAUGACAAUCCAAUAUUAUCUUUUUAAACUUGUGAGGAAUUUCCACACAUCUGUUAAAUGGAAUAACAAAUAUAUUGUCAACUAUGCCAAAGAAGGAACUACGAAAUGCAAGAAAUGUAAAACGAAAAUAGAGACAGGAGAUUUAAGGGUCGGUAAAGUGGUGACCAAUCCAUUGUCCAAAGGAGCUGGCGAUAUGAAUCUGUGGUAUCAUCCAAAGUGUAUGGUGGAAACAUUUAAACUAACUACAACUAUGAUAGAAAAGAUGGAAGGAUUUGGUGACCUUGAACAGGAGGAGAAAGAUAAUUUUAAUAAAAUGAUAAAUGAAUUCAAAUCUCCACUCAAGAAAACAGAAAGCAUGAAAACCACAAGUAGUGCACAUCAGAAGAAAAAACCAACUACUUCUACAAAAUCGUCCAAGAAAGUCUCAAAAUCUAUCACCUCUCCAUCCUCCCAAACAGACCUUUUGGGAGCUAACAUAGAGUUAUCUUCUGCUGGUAGAAUUCAAGAUCCACUUAUCAGAGAUGUAGUUAAUCCUAGGGAUUCCUUAGAGAAUUUCAAGAGGUUGUGCGAAGACAUUGCAGCAGAAAAAAGCUACCUUGUAAAAACACAGAAAGUUUCCUUAUUGUUAAAGGAAGGUCCUGAUGGAGAUGGAUUUAAAGGUGAUUCCUACUUGUGGUUGAAGUUGUUGUUACCUGGAUUUGUGAAGCGUGUUUAUAACCUCAAGAGUAAACAGUUGGUGAAGUUAUUCAGUCAGAUUUUGGACACUUCUUGUGAAGAUAUGGUUGAAGAUCUUAAUCAGGGAGAUGUAGCUGAAACAAUUAAAACUUUCUUUGAACAAAGCCAAAUGAUAGUACCCCAGAAGAGAAGUACUCUUAUGUUAAAAGAGAUUGAUCAGUAUUUAGAAGAACUUACAAAGGUCAGAAAAGAGGAUGAUCAGAUGAGAAUUCUACAAGAAGUAACCCAAAGAUGUGCAGCUGAUGAUAUUAAGAUGUUUGUGAGAUUGAUUACAAGGGAUUUAAAAAUGAAUGCAGGUGCAAAGAUAAUAUUGAAUGGACUAGAUAAAAAUGCUUAUGAUGCCUUCCAAGCUUCAAGGGAUUUGAAGGAUGUCGUACAGAGAGUUAAGCAUGGACAGUCCAAACCAGGAAACAGUGAACCUAUCAAUAUCAGGACAUUGUUAAUGACACCAGUGCUACCUAUGUUGGCUCAACCUUGCCGAUCUAUUGAGCAGGCUUUUAAAAAAUGUCCUGAUGGUAUGUAUGCAGAGAUGAAAUAUGAUGGAGAAAGAGUUCAAGUUCAUAAAAAGGGAGAUAACUUUUCCUUCUUCAGUAGAAAUUUGAAACCUGUUCUGGAUCACAAGGUGAAGCAUUUUUCUGAGUUCAUACCUAAAGCUUUCCCAUCAGGAGAUGAUCUUAUUUUAGAUGCUGAAGUUGUAUUGGUCGAUAAUGAAACUAGUAAUCCUCUUCCAUUUGGUAAUUUAGGAGUUCAUAAGAAAGCUGAAUUUAAGAAUGCCCAAGUGGGUUUAUUUGUAUUUGACUGUCUGCAUAUAAAUGGAGAAAACAUCAUGCACAAAUCUAUUAAAGAAAGAAGAAAGAUUUUACAAGAUGAGAUGAUGGAGAUUAAAAAUAGAGUUAUGCUUUCUGAGAUGAGGCUGAUAAAUGAUCCUGAUAAUCUACAAGAUAUGAUGGAUGAUGUAUUUAGUCGAGGUUUAGAAGGCCUUGUUUUAAAAGAUAUAAAUGGGGUUUAUUCACCUGGAAAGAGACAUUGGUUAAAAGUAAAGAAAGAUUAUUUAGAGGAAGGAAAAAUGGCUGACUCAGCAGAUUUAAUUGUCCUUGGAGCUUAUUAUGGUACAGGGAAUAAAGGUGGACUCAUGUCAAUAUUUUUAAUGGGAGCCUACAAUCCUCAAACAAACAAGUUCUGUACUGUUACAAAAUGUAGCUCAGGUCUUGAUGAUAAGACUUUAGAAGAACUACAGUUCCAGCUUGAAGUGGUGAAGAUAAACAAAGACAUCACCAAAGUACCAAACUGGUUACAUGUCAACAAGUCCCUGGUCCCAGAUUUUGUUGUCAAGGACCCGAAAGAAUCGCCAAUCUGGGAAAUUAUUGGAGCAGAGUUUAGUAAAUCACCAGCCCAUACAGCUGAUGGUAUAUCUAUUAGAUUUCCCAGGAUUGCUGAUGUUAGAGAUGAUAAAACGUGGGAAUAUGCCACUGAUGUUCCAAUGCUACAGGAUCUGUUUAAGAAAUCUAAGGAAGCAUCUGACAUAGUAACUACAAAGAAAGGAAAAUCAACUUCAGGCACAUCUACAAACAAGAAAUAGCAAAACUAAGGGUGCCACUGUCAAUAGUGAGAAACAAGAAUAGUCAUGAAUGAUAGUGAGGGUGGUGGCAUGAGUUCAGCCACAUCCGAAAUGAGAGGACUAUUGGAGAAAUUAUGUAGAUCUGUGGUGACUAAUAAAGUUCAAGAGAUUAAGAAUAGCACUGUUUUGCAGACAUGCUUGGUUGAACUAAUAAUGGAAUAAUGAAUGAUUUGUUAUGUAUAAUUGAUAAUGCCUUGGUUGGUUUUAUAUUGAUAUUGUUAGACAUUAUUAAAACAUAUGAAAAAUCUGA